GUCGAAUCGGUGUCACAAUGGCAUGGACAAGUUUGUGACCAAGACGGCCAAGCGGCCCGCGGCCGACGACGGCAGAGAUACCUCCACAGCGAAGAAAGCCAAGUCAGUUGAAAGGCCCGAGUCGCCUGCGGUCGGCGAGUGCACGUGGGAGGAGAUUGGAACGGUGCUGUACAUGUGCAACUUUGCCGCUCCGUCCUGUGGAACGAAGACCCUUGCCAAGAUCGCCGCCUUGGACUUGGACAGCACGCUGAUCUCGACGAAGAGCGGCAAGACGUUUCCCACUGACGCGAAGGAUUGGAAGUUCUGGAACGAGUGUGUUCCCACCGCGCUUCGCAAUGUCGUGGCGGAUGGAUACCAAGUUGUGGUCUUCUCCAACCAGAGCGGGUUGUCCAAGGGCCGCGUCAGCGCCACUGAGCUCAAGACCAAGAUCAACGCGAUCGCCGCCCAACUCAAUAUGCCCCUUCGCGUGUUUCUCAUGUCUUCCGACGACAUCAUGCGAAAGCCCCGCAUCGGAGCAUGGACGUUGAUGCUCCGUCAUUGUAACUUGGACGUCGACCUCGCCAACAGCUUUUAUUGUGGCGACGCCGCGGGCAGGCCGAAAGCUGCUGGAAAGAGCAAAAAAGACUUUUCGUGCGCCGACUACAAGUUUGCUCUGAACGUCGGCAUUGCGUUUUCCACGCCCGAGCGAUUCUUCCUCAAGUCGACACUGGGUCUCCAUUGUAAUCCCGAAUCGUUUGAGCUGGGCCACGACCCCCGCUCUCUGCUCCAGACGGAACACGCCGCAUUUCAAGUCGCGUCGACCGACUCCCAGGAGUUGGUUGUUCUCGUGGGGAGUCCAGCAUCGGGCAAGUCGUCCUUUUGCAAAGCGUACUUUUCGACGCAUGGCCGGAUUAACCAAGACACGUUGAAAACACUGGCCAAGUGCAAAGCAGCCGCGCAGGACAUGCUAUCUCAAGGCAAGAGCGUUGUGAUUGACAACACAAACCGCGACAUCAAGGUCGUGCCUCCCAUCAUCUCACCCCCCGCCCUCGUUGUUGCGUCUGCCAUGGACCUUCAUCGGGACUCGAUUCGUCGUAAACGACGUGCGAUCGCGCUCGCUGACGUCCUGCUCACGUGUAGAGUCGUGCCGAGUGGAUUGCCAUGGCUAGAGACCACAAUGUCCCCGUGCGCGCAUUCUACUUGGACCUGCCAAAGGCGCUCGUGUUUCACUUGAAGGAGUUUCGGAUGCUGACUUCGUCCGACGCGUCCAAACCGACUGUGCCCGACAUGGUCAUUCAUGGCUUCUUCAAGAACGUCCAAGUGCCGACGGUCGCCGAAGGGUUUGCAUCCGUCGUACACGUCCCGUUCGUCCCGCUGCCACACCUGGUCGCCGAGCCGUCCGCGAGCUUUGUGGAACAAGACAAAGCUCUGUUGACGUCGUUCCUGUUGGGAUAACUCACUCCAAUGUCACGAGUGCGAUGCGUGUUGUCGCUACUUGGAGAGGAUCUCGCGAAGGACGGCGGCUUCCGCCGCCAUUUCGUCCAGACUUCGACGGACGCGGUGGUCGUCAGGGUCCAAUUCAAACGGCCUCGUUGCGUCCUGUUUGCCCAACUAAAUCAAGUCGUGAGCUGUCCGUGUCUUCUGCAAA
Molecule: messenger RNA, 1627 nt
Organism: Aphanomyces invadans
Lineage: Eukaryota; Oomycota; Saprolegniomycetes; Saprolegniales; Verrucalvaceae
Product: polynucleotide kinase 3'-phosphatase, variant 2
Exons: 9
Coding region: 23-1213 (396 amino acids)
Biological process (GO): DNA repair
Molecular function (GO): double-stranded DNA binding; polynucleotide 3'-phosphatase activity; ATP-dependent polydeoxyribonucleotide 5'-hydroxyl-kinase activity
Source: RefSeq, a predicted model, not a curated record